Somion occarium is the source of this 773-nucleotide messenger RNA. Lineage: Eukaryota; Fungi; Basidiomycota; Agaricomycetes; Polyporales; Cerrenaceae. The record is from the annotation of a GenBank genome assembly.
GCGGCAGGAAACCUUGUGUAUUACCGUUUCGGCAGGCAGCAAGUAGCACCAACUCCUCAAGACCUCCAGCAAAAAUGUCGAAACGCGGUUAGUAUCUUUCCGAAUGGUCAAGAUUCAUGUCUUCGAGACAAGACCAUCCUAACGAACUCAUGCCACAGGUUCGGGUGCCUCUGGAAACAAAUUCCGCAUGACCCUUGGUCUGCCCACGGGUGCCGUCCUCAAUUGCGCAGACAACAGCGGCGCGAAGUCGCUCUUCGUUAUUGAGCCCUACGGCACUGGCUCCCACCUGAACCGACUUCCCGAUGCCGGUGUUGGCGAUAUGUUUGUUGCGUCCGUCAAGAAGGGAAAGCCCGAAUUGAGGAAAAAGACGAUGCCCGCCGUUGUUAUCCGUCAACGCAAGGCAUGGCGUCGACGAGACGGUGUCUUCCUCUACUUCGAGGACAACGCUGGUGUCAUUGUUAACCCUAAGGGUGAAAUGAAGGGAUCUGCGAUCACCGGACCAGUCGCAAAAGAAUGCGCGGAUCUCUGGCCGCGUAUCGCAUCGAAUGCAGGCACUGUCGUAUGAGCACAUCUUUUAUCCUGUUUUUCCAUGUUUGUAUUGCGUAUAUGACACUGAAUGCAUCUUCCACGCUAUGUCUCUCGGUUUCUCUUUGUAUCCGGUCAUAUUGGGUUCUGAUUGAACUGUGUGCAUUAUCGGCUUGAACGUUCUUCGCCCAUGCGGACUCAUCAAGCUCAGUCAUACCAGUGAGAGCAAUACCAACCGGUGCUAACAC